Molecule: messenger RNA, 3102 nt
Organism: Pistacia vera
Lineage: Eukaryota; Viridiplantae; Streptophyta; Magnoliopsida; Sapindales; Anacardiaceae
Product: putative pentatricopeptide repeat-containing protein At1g09680
Exons: 1
Coding region: 103-1875 (590 amino acids)
Molecular function (GO): protein binding
Source: RefSeq, a predicted model, not a curated record
UAAUUUCUGAAAACUCCGGUGGAUUCAAGGCAAAAUAACUCCAACCAAAAAGUGCCAUAUGAUCGUCUCCAGCGACAACCCAUCUGCUUGAACACUCAAUCCAUGGCCGCACUCAAAAUCCCAAGAUUCCCUUUCUCACACACUUCAAGGAACCUCUCCUUCUUCAACUACUCUUCUUGGUACUCACCUCCCUCUCCUUACCAUGACGACCCUCUUCUCACAACAAUUUCUGAAGCAAUCAAAACUUCAGCGACAACAUCUAACACUUCUUCACUUAAAAAUAUCCUCCCUUCUCUUACUCCCUCUCAUCUCAUCAACCUUAUCAACCACAACCCUCACUCUCUUUCCCCCAACUCUCUCUUUUCCUUCUUCAACUUCCUCUCUUCACAGCCUCACUUUCGUCUCACGCUACAAUCCUAUUGUGCAAUGAUUCAUUUUCUUAUUGCCCGUAAAAUGCUCUCUCAAGCCCAACGUCUUCUUCAUUUGGUGGUUUCUAAGCAAGGGAAGGGCUCAAGUUCCAAACUUUUUGCUUCGGUUUUGGAAACCAGAGGUAUCCAUUUGUCUGAUUUUUUUGUUUUUGAUGCUAUGAUGAUUGUUUAUACGGAUUUAGGGUUUGUAAAUGAUGCUGUUCAGUGUUUUAGGUUCGUUAGAAAGCAUAAUUAUCGUAUUCCUGUUAAUGGGUGUAGCUGUUUGCUUGAUAGAAUGAUGAAAACGAGCUUGACUAUGGUGACUUGGGGGUUUUAUUUGGAGAUUUUGGAUUAUGGGUAUAAGCCAAGUGUGUACAUUUUCAAUGUUUUGAUGCAUAGAUUGUGUAAAGAAGGUAAAGUUAAGGAUGCCCAAGUGGUUUUUGAUGAGAUUAAGAAGAGGGGUUUGCGUGUGACGGUUGUAAGUUUCAAUACUUUAAUUAAUGGGUAUUGUAAAGCUAAUAAUUUAGAGGAGGGAUUUAGGUUGAAGAGUGUCAUGGUGGAUAGUGGAAUGCAGCCAGAUGUUUACACUUAUAGCGUUUUGAUCAAUGCAUUGUCUAAAGAGAGUAGGUUAGAUGAUGCAAAAUUGCUUUUUGAUGAGAUGUGUGGAAGAGGGCUGGUCCCAAAUGAUGUUACUUUUACUAUCUUGAUUGAUGGGCAUUGUAAGAAUGGGAGGGUUGACUUCGCCAUGGAUAUUUAUCAGCAAAUGUUGAGGAGAGGUUUGAAGCCUGAUUUGAUAAUGUAUAAUACGCUCAUCAAUGGCCUUUCCAAGAUUGGGAAUUUAAAGGGAGCAAGGAAACUCAUUGAUGAGAUGUAUGCAAGGGGUUUUAAGCCUGAUAAAGUUACUUAUACGACGCUCAUAGAUGGUUUCUGCAAGGAGGGUGAUUUAGAAUCAGCCUUUGGUAUUAGGAAAGAAAUGAUUGAAAGAGGAAUCAAGCUUGACAAUGUAGCCUUCACAGCUCUUAUAUCGGGACUUUGUCGAGGUGGGAAUGUAACAGAGGCUGAAAGAACAUUGAGGGAGAUGCUCAAAGAAGGAUUGAAACCGGAUGAUGCUACAUAUACUAUGGUCAUUGAUGGAUUUUGCAAACGGGGGAAUGUUAAGAUGGGUUUUAAGUUGCUUAAGGAGAUGCAGUGUGAUGGGCAUGUACCAAGUGUGGUAACCUAUAAUGUGCUAAUGAAUGGGCUCUGCAAACAAGGGCAGCUUAAAAAUGCUAAUAUGCUCUUGGAUGCUAUGCUUAAUCUAGGGGUGGUUCCAGAUGACAUUACAUAUAACAUUCUAUUAGAGGGCCAUUGCAAGCAUGGAAACUCAGAAGAUUUUGAUAAACUACGAAGUGAGAAGGGGCUUGUAUUGGAUUAUGCUUCUUAUACCUCACUUGUCAAUAAAACAUUGAAAGAUCGGCAGAAUAGAUGAUUGUAUUGUGUCUUAAACCAAUUGUCUCAAAGUAGGUUGGCUUUGCUGUCAAGGACUGCAAGUUUUAUAAUGACCUGAGAGGACUUUUUGAUGAUUUUCUAUGUUACGUAUCAGGGCAGCUCAAGCAAAAGGAGUAAAGUGAUUAGAGAUAUAUCCAUGGCCAAACACAUGCAUUUUGGUAAUUAUUCCAUUGAGAGAAGAAAGAUUACAGAUUUUAUUUUCAAUUCGAAAGUAUGUUGGCUUAGCUGAUCUCAGAGUGCAAUACCUCUGGAAGAUGAUAAUUCUUUUCAACCAUAAGCUCACAUAGCACCAUAGUUACCUGUCUAUAAUGUUUUGGUAGUCAGAAAACAUACUUAGCUAUACAGCUUUUGUCUUCUUAAGAGUUAGCUUGUUUUUGCCAUUGUGGACACCUGGUCCAUUUUUUUAACUCUUCUUCAUCAUCAAUACAUAGCUUUUUCUUCGGAUCAAGAAGACAGCACCAGAGUUUUAACUCUGAGGUCGAGUGGGAUGGGUUGGAAUUAUAAUAUUGAUGUAGUACUGUAGUUCUUGCCUGAGUGAAAGGGAAUGGGUCUUUUUCAAUUGGCAGUUAGGAAAUAUUGUGCCCUAAGAUGAUUACCCCUGCAAGAUUUUUGGUGUUUAUGUGAUAAAGGACCUCUAUGAUCGCUGCUAGUGGAUAUCUUUGGUGCCUCUGAGCAGUACAGAACCUAAGGAGCAGAUCAGUGAAUAUUUGUAUCCAUCUUGAUUGGAGAGAUUUCAUUUCUGCUGUAGACAACCUGACAAUGGAUACAGUUUAUUUCCUUAUUCCAGUUCUUCAUGAUGAGCUUGUCCUGAAGGAUUUGGCAGUUCCUCUGGCUUAUAAUAUAAGUUAGGAACUUUAAAUGUGAACUUUGAUAUGCAGAGAGAGAAGAUGAAAUAUGUGACUUUAGUCUUUGUGUGGUCUUUUAAUUUAUCUUUUGUUCCUCGUCCUGGGCAACUUCAUGACUUUAGUUUUAUUGUAAAUCGUUGUUCCCGUGCAUGUUCUUUUGGGUCGCUGGCAUACUUUUCAUUGGAGCAUAAGCUAUAUUAACUUAGGAGGAGCGGAGUGAUUAGAGCUUUAUGGUAUUGUGGACAAGCUAUUAAGCUAUCAUUUAGGGCCUUUUCAUUCUUCUCAUUGUUGGAAUAUUCAUACUCUCAUAUAUUGUGCAGUAAGCCCAGGCAACUAUAUCCUGAGCAAGUUUUCAUUUCCUA